AUGACAGGUCCUGCGCUGUCGUCGUCCCUCAUCCGUUCGAAAGACGGGAACGGCGUAGAAAAGGGCGCAAGAACAGAUAUUCUUCAAUGGCGCUCACAGGGCACUUCUGUACUGCUGGGACUGCCAAUCUGCGUCGACGAAUGGCUCGACCCGAGUAGUAGCGCUAUGAUCGAGCAAGUGGUUGUACACUUGCGUGGCAAAGAUCAGUGGGGAGAAGGAGCUCUCUCCGUUCUUCCAAAAGCAUCGGAGGGUGUAUCGUCCUUCGAAGUUCUAGACAGGAUCCUGUGUCACUUUGCCGAUCGAUGGUCGUAUCCGCUGCUGAAACGGAUUGUCUUAUGUAUGUCAUCCUUGUCUUCUGUGUUGGAUUCCGACGAAGAAACACUGACGUUGAACUUGUGCGAACAGCCGGACACAGCUUGGGCGCGCAACUCGUGCAUCGAUACUCGAUCCUCGGCUCACCACCCCUAUCACCUCACCAAAGAGAGCAUCCAAGAACGUCAAGACCCGCACUUCUACCUGGCUCGAAUGCUUCGUGAGCGGUACAUCCACCUGAUCCACGGUGAAGCAGAUCUCGGUGUCGGAGACGAUCGACCGGAAGCCAUGGCCCAAGGAGCGCAUCGACUUGAACGAGCUCGAAACUACCACGCUCAUCUGUUCCAGAUGGAGACGAAAGUCGACCAGCUCCCAUCAGUUCGCAGGUGGACCAUUGAUUGGGCUCCAGGUGUCAAACACGACGGGAGAGCAACGGCCACCUCAGACGCUGCAAUCGCCAGAAUCUUCCCCAACAGCAGCCUGUGA
This is a messenger RNA of Pseudozyma hubeiensis SY62, 798 nucleotides long. RefSeq lists its product as hypothetical. Lineage: Eukaryota; Fungi; Basidiomycota; Ustilaginomycetes; Ustilaginales; Ustilaginaceae. The record is from RefSeq and is a predicted model, not a curated record. The transcript is spliced from 6 exons. Bases 1 to 798 code for a protein of 265 amino acids.